AUGGUCGUUCCCCAUAUGGUCAUCCGCCAAGAGGCCCAAGUCAUAACUCAGACAGUUGAGCUCCCCUCCACAACUUACACCACGCACGUCACACUAGGCGUGGUAUCGGUUGCAGCCACGGACCGUCCCGUUGCUGUCACCUCGCAGCACAGUGGCGAUGGUCUAAGCAGCACUGAAAUUGGAGCUAUUGUUGGUGCUGUCGUUGGCUUUUUUAUUCUUUCCUUCGUCAUGAUAUGCUGUUGCUGUCGUCGACCGAGAAAGCAAGUCAAAAGACGGAGGAGUUAUCGCAGUUAUUCUGGUUCUGAGGAUGACUGGUCGGUUGUGAUGCCGCAUGAGAACUGGACGAGACCUGUGCCUGUUCCUACUAAUCGGCCUACGCCGGUGCAGUAUCCGCCCCCUGCGGCGCACAGAGAGCAAGUUCCUGGGGGACCAAAGUUUCCCACUUACAGAGCGAUUCCUAUUCCCAACCCUAGGAGGCCAGAGAAUCUUCCUAGGACUUAUCGGUGA
Molecule: messenger RNA, 507 nt
Organism: Fusarium venenatum
Lineage: Eukaryota; Fungi; Ascomycota; Sordariomycetes; Hypocreales; Nectriaceae
Source: RefSeq, a predicted model, not a curated record